AGAGAAGAGUGGGGGCGUGCGCUCCUGCUCUGCCUCUCUCCUUCGUCCGGCCUCUCUUGAGCUUGGCUCUCCCCUGUCACUCAGGGCUUUCUUUGCUAAGGCUGCCAGGCAGCCCUUUGUUGCGGCUGCCAUGAACCGCCUGGGGAGAAAAGACGACGAGACUCUCAUCGAGAUGGCUCAGGCUACCGAUGGAGAAGAAGUCAAUGGACCGUUAUUUGAAAAUAUAUCAAACACAGAUUCAGAACAUCCUGGUAAUUCUGAGGGCCUAAGUACCACUGAGACUACAUUACUCAUCUCUGACCUUCAAGGGAUUGACAAGCGACAUCAAAGCAAAGACUCUAUUUUCUUCAGAGAUGGUAUCCGGCAAAUAGACUUUGUACUGUGUUAUGUAGACGAUCCAAACAAGGAAGGAGAAAAGAAAGUGGAGAGGAGAAGAGAAUUUGAAAACAAUCUAGAAAAGGCAGGUCUGGAACUAGAAACUGAAGACAAAAAGGAAUCUGAAAAUGGCAAAACUUAUUUUGUGAAGAUUCAUGCACCGUGGGAAGUCUUGACUACAUAUGCUGAAGUGCUGAAUAUCAAAGUGCCCAUAAAGGAAAAUGAUAUCACUUGUGCUGUAGACAACCCCCUCGACUGUAUGACUCAGCCAUUCAGGCUACCUGAGAAUGUGAUGCAUCCAGAACCAGACUACUUCACAGCCGCAUUCAGCAAGGAAAGGCAGGAACUCUAUCUCAUUCGUGAUGAACAGACAUUUUUCUCUCCAUCAGUUAGAAACAGAAUUGUUUACUAUAUUUUAUCAAGAUGUCCCUAUGGAACGGAAGAAGGGAAGAAGAAGUUUGGGAUUAAAAGACUGCUAAACAAUGGUACCUACACUGGUGCUUACCCUCUCCAUGAUUGCCAGUACUGGAAGAAGUCAAAUGAUCCAAAGUGUGACAAUGAAAGAUAUACACUAUACACGGAAUGGGCAAGGUUUUUCCAGUUUUACAAAGAACAGCCAUUGGAUCUUAUCAGGAAGUAUUAUGGAGAGAGGAUUGGAAUCUAUUUUGCCUGGCUGGGAUUCUACACUGAGAUGCUGUUCUUUGCAGCUGUAGUUGGCUUUGUCUGUUUUCUAUAUGGUGCAUUCACAAUGAAUGAAAAUAUGAGUAGCCAAGAAAUCUGUGAUACUAAUAUAGGAGGAGAUAUUAUCAUGUGUCCACUAUGUGAUAAAAAAUGUGAUUACUGGAGGCUGAACUCCACUUGUGAAUCUUCACAGUAUUCCCAUUUGUUUGAUAAUGUGGCAACCCUGUUUUUUGCAAUUUUUAUGGGCAUCUGGGUUACACUGUUCUUGGAAUUCUGGAAGCGGCGACAAGCUCGGCUUGAAUAUGAGUGGGACUUAGUUGAUUUUGAGGAGGAACAGCAGCAGCUCCAGCUGAGGCCAGAGUAUGAAGCAAAAUGUACUCAAAAGAGAAAGAAUCCAGUAACUCAGGAAUUAGAAGUAUUUAAGAGGAAGACCAUAAAUGACUAUGGGAAACUGAGUUUGUUGUACUUUGGAAUAUUAUUUUGGAUCUCAUUGAUCAUAGCAAGUAUGAUAGCUGUGAUAGUAUACCGCCUUGCAGUUUAUGCUGCUUUUGCCAGUUUAAUGGAGGAUGCACAAACACCAACUCCUAUUCGCCGUUUACUGACACCACAGCUGGCAACAUCAGUCACUGCAUCAUUCUUGAAUUUUGUUAUCAUCAUGAUCUUGAAUUUCUUGUAUGAGAGGAUAGCCAUCUGGAUCACAGAUAUGGAAAUUCCAAGAACACACCUUGAGUAUGAAAACAGACUGACCAUGAAGAUGUUCCUAUUUCAGUUUGUCAACUACUACUCUUCAUGUUUCUAUGUGGCCUUCUUCAAAGGAAAAUUUGCGGGUUUCCCUGGCUCUUACACAUAUAUGUUUGGUACCUGGAGAAAUGAGGAGUGUGAUCCUGCAGGAUGCUUAAUAGAACUAACAACACAACUUACUAUUAUCAUGGCUGGCAAACAGAUCUGGGGGAAUGUCCAGGAAGCUGUUGUACCCUGGAUCUGGAAUUGGUGGGGCCGUCGGAGAGCCAGAAGCAGCCCAGAGGAUUUCUACAGCCGAUGGGAACAGGAUCAUGAUCUGCAAACCUUUGGAGCCUUGGGCCUGUUCUAUGAAUACCUAGAAAUGGUUAUUCAGUUUGGAUUCAUUACUCUGUUUGUGGCCUCUUUUCCAUUGGCCCCAGUACUUGCUUUGAUGAACAAUAUCUUGGAGAUUCGAGUUGAUUCCUGGAAGCUUACAACACAAUUUAAAAGGCCAGUGGCAGCCAAAGCCCAUAGCAUAGGUAUUUGGCAAGAAAUUCUAAAUGGAAUGGCAAUCUUGUCAGUGGUCACAAAUGCAUUCAUUGUAGCCUUCACAUCUGAUAUGAUCCCUCGGUUAGUUUACUAUUAUGCCUAUUAUACAGAUCCUACUUCACCAAUGUUGGGAUACAUUAACAGCAGUCUCUCCAUAUUCCUAACCUCAGACUUCUCUAACACAAGCAGACCUGAACAUUCUACAGAAUACUUUGAAACUUGCAGGUACAGGGACUAUCGAUAUCCACCAGACCAUGAGAAGAAGUAUGCACACACCAUGCAGUUCUGGCAUAUUCUGGCUGCCAAAAUGGCUUUUAUAAUUAUUAUGGAGCAUGUUGUCUUCAUUGUCAAGUUCUUCAUUGCCUGGAUGAUUCCUGAUGUCCCAUCUGAGGUGAAAGCCAAAAUAAAGCGUGAGAAGUACUUAACACAAAAAAUCUUACAUGAGUAUGAACUCAAUAAGCUCAGACAGAAACUGUGCGAAGGCAGGACCUAUGCCAAUAUGGAAAAGGAAGUCAUUGCUAGUGAAGGAAGAGUGGAGUUAGCAGAAGUCAUGUAACAUGAAGACAUGCUAUAUGCCUUGGGAAUUCUAGCCUGUGAAAUUUGGUUGUUUAUUUUCUGUAAGCUGCUCAGUAGGCCAUGAGAGCUGUUCAGGAUAUUUACUGCUUUAUAUUUUGUCCUUAAAGUCUUACAAAGAUUAGGAGAAAAAAAUGUGGAUCAGCUGUAAAGAAGCCUAACUUGUUGAGUUCCACAGGCUCCCUGCUAUAUAAACUUGGAAGCAAAGUUUGUCUCAUGGUAUUACAAUGUCUCGUCUACUGCCAUAUCUUUCUGAGACAUACUUUUUUGGAACUAGGAUUGUCAUUAAGUGUUUGUAUAAUAAAUAGCCUGAAAAGUU
Heteronotia binoei (common prickly gecko) is the source of this 3217-nucleotide messenger RNA. It is a transcript of the gene ANO5, whose product is annotated as anoctamin 5. The coding region runs from base 131 to 2881 and encodes 916 amino acids. Gene Ontology annotation, cellular component: plasma membrane. Lineage: Eukaryota; Metazoa; Chordata; Lepidosauria; Squamata; Gekkonidae. The record is from RefSeq and is a predicted model, not a curated record. Gene Ontology annotation, molecular function: protein dimerization activity; chloride channel activity. Gene Ontology annotation, biological process: chloride transmembrane transport. The transcript is spliced from 21 exons.